This is a messenger RNA of Cajanus cajan (pigeon pea), 1602 nucleotides long. Its product is annotated as COBRA-like protein 4. The record is from RefSeq and is a predicted model, not a curated record. NCBI's taxonomy places the organism in Eukaryota, Viridiplantae, Streptophyta, Magnoliopsida, Fabales, Fabaceae. Gene Ontology annotation, biological process: cellulose microfibril organization; plant-type cell wall cellulose biosynthetic process. Gene Ontology annotation, cellular component: plasma membrane.
AUAAAUGCACUAGUAGUACAUUUGCAAUCUACCAAGUUGUGUACCACACUAGAACUAGUUUUUCUGAGAACCUCAUCUUCAGGAAUGGAAUUUGUUAGUGGUAAAGAGAAGCAAAAGGGUACAUCUGGAUACUUGAAAUUGGUUGCCUUAAUUGCUCUAUGUCUCACUCUAAUUUCUCCAGCUGAAUCAUUUGAUCCAUUGGAUCCAACUGGGAACGUGACAAUAAGAUGGGAUAUCAUGUCUUGGACAUCAGAUGGUUAUUUGGCCACUGUGACAUUAUUUAACUUCCAACUAUACCGAAAUAUUAUGAAUCCUGGGUGGACUUUGGGGUGGACAUGGGCAAAGAAGGAAAUAAUAUGGGCCAUGAUGGGAGCUCAAGCCACAGAACAAGGAAACUGUGCCAAGUUCAAGUUGAAGAUUCCUCAUAGCUGUAAGAGGAACCCUGAAGUGGUUGACUUGCUACCUGGAGCUCCUUUCAACAUGCAGUUCAACAACUGCUGCAGGGGGGGUGUCCUUACUUCUUGGGGACAGAACCCUUCAGGGGCUGUCUCAGCAUUUCAGAUAGGUGUUGGACUCUCUGGCACCUCCAACAAGACAGUGAAAUUGCCUAAGAACUUCAAGUUGCUGGGACCAGGACCAGGAUACUCAUGUGGCCCUGCCAAGAUUGUUCCAUCCACUGUCAUCCUCACUGAUGAUCGCAGGCGAAAAAUGCAGGCACUCAUGUCCUGGAAUGUGACAUGCACAUAUUCACAGUUUCUUGCCACCAAGAACCCUAGCUGUUGUGUUUCUCUGUCAUCUUUCUACAGUGACAAGGUCACAGGUUGCCCAGCUUGUGCAUGUGGAUGUCAGAAUAACGAUACCUGUGUCACGAGAGAUUCAAAGAUUCUGCACGAAAAUGUGACCUCACCUCAUCAAAAAUCAGACAUCACACCAAAACCAUUGCUACAAUGCACACACCACUUGUGUCAUGUAAGGGUUCACUGGCAUUUGAAAGACAACUAUAAGGACUAUUGGCGUGUGAAGAUUGCCAUCAUCAACUUCAAUUACCGGUUGAAUUUCACCGAUUGGUCUCUUGUAGUGCAGCAUCCCAAUCUCAAUAAUGUCACACAAGUCUAUAGCUUUGAAUAUAUGCCACUCCUUCCCUAUGAAUCCAUAAAUGACACAGGCAUGUUCUAUGGUUUGAAAUAUUACAAUGAUCUGUUGAUGGAAGCUGGGCCUAAAGGGAAUGUGCAGUCUGAGGUACUCAUGAAGAAGGACAAGAAUACAUUUACUCUCAAGCAGGGAUGGGCAUUUCCUAGGAGGGUCUACUUCAAUGGUGAUGAAUGCAUGUUGCCCCCUCCUGAUUCAUAUCCUAUGUUGCCAAAUUCUGCCCAUACACUACUAUCAAAAAGAGAUAUGUUGAUAGCAGCCUGUGUGAUUUUUUCAUUACUUUUUCAUUUGGUUGUAACACUUUUUUGAGGCGUAAGAGCGGCUAUUUAGUUUUAAAGCUUACAGCUUAGAGUGAUGAGUUAGCUGGCAAAUAUGCAAAAUUGAAUUUCUUGUGAACAAUUAUACACAUAUAUACGAUAUAUAUUCACUCAAAAGAUAACAUUUUCUGUGUUG